AUGGAAUGGGUGACAGACAGCCUUCUCUUAUUCACAGUUCUUUAUUUCAGACCACCAGUUAGUAGGGCAUUGCCACAGCCAGAGAAGCUUCAGACAAAUAAUGUGGGGAAAAAAAAGAGACCUAUAGAGGAUCUAAUUUUGGAGCUGAUAUUUGGGUACAGAGGCAAGGACUGCAGGAACAAUGUGCACUAUUUGAAUGAUGGUGCUGAUGUAAUAUAUCAUACUGCAUCUAUUGGGAUCUUAUAUAAUGUGGCAACAGGCUCUCAGUCUUUUUACCAAGAACACAAUGAUGAUAUUUUGUGCCUCACUGUAAAUCAGCACCCCAAGUUUACCAACAUAGUGGCAACUGGCCAAGUAGGAGACUCAGCAGAUAUGUCAGCUACAGCCCCUUCUAUUCACGUGUGGGAUGCAAUGAACAAGCAGACUCUGUCGGUGCUGCGGUGCUACCAUUCAAAGGGCGUUUGCUCCGUCAGCUUCAGUGCCACUGGCAAACUGCUGCUCUCCGUAGGGCUGGAUCCUGAACACACCAUUACCAUUUGGAAGUGGCAGGAAGGUGCCAAAAUUGCGAGCCGAGCUGGUCAUAACCAGCGUAUAUUUGUAGCAGAAUUCAGACCAGAUUCAGAUACUCAGUUUGUUUCUGUGGGAGUAAAACAUGUGAGGUUCUGGACGCUGGCUGGAAGAGCUCUUCUCAGUAAAAAAGGGCUUCUGAGCUCCAUAGAAGAUGCCCGGAUGCAAACAAUGCUAUCUGUAGCCUUUGGAGCGAAUAACUUGACGUUUACAGGUACUAUCAGUGGAGAUGUCUGUGUUUGGAAGGAUCAUGUGUUGAUACGAAUUGUGGCCAAAGCUCACAAUGGACCUGUUUUCACCAUGUACACCACACUAAGAGACGGCUUGAUCGUUACAGGAGGCAAAGAAAGGCCGUCGAAGGAGGGAGGAGCAGUCAAGUUGUGGGACCAAGAGCUGAAACGGUGCCGUGCCUUCCGACUGGAGACGGGGCAGAUGACGGACUGCGUGCGCUCUGUUUGUAGGGGCAAGGGGAAAAUUCUCGUUGGGACAAGAAAUGCUGAAAUAAUCGAAGUUGGUGAGAAAAAUGCUGCAUGUAACAUUCUAAUUAAUGGUCAUAUGGAUGGACCAAUUUGGGGCCUAGCAACACAUCCUUCCAGAGAUUUUUUCCUUUCUGCUGCAGAAGAUGGCACAGUAAGACUCUGGGAUAUUGCUGAAAAGAAGAUGCUGAACAAAGUCAGCUUAGGACAUGCAGCUCGUACUGUUUGUUACAGUCCAGAAGGCGAUAUGGUUGCUAUUGGAAUGAAAAAUGGAGAAUUUAUUAUCUUGCUUGUGACCUCUCUAAAAAUUUGGGGGAAAAAAAGGGACAGAAGAUCAGCAAUUCAAGAUAUCAGGUUCAGCCCAGAUUCUCGUUAUUUGGCAGUCGGUUCCAGUGAAAACGCAGUGGAUUUUUAUGAUCUGACUUUGGGCCCCACACUAAAUCGAGUCAGCUAUUGCAAAGAUAUCCCAAGUUUUGUGAUCCAGAUGGACUUCUCUGCAGAUAGCUCUUAUCUCCAGGUCUCUACUGGGUCUUACAAAAGGCAAGUCUAUGAAGUGCCUUCAGGAAAACAGCUUGUGGACCAGUCCAUGAUAGACAGAAUAACAUGGGCUACUUGGACAAGCGUUCUGGGUGAUGAAGUCAUUGGAAUCUGGUCCAGGCAUGCUGAAAAAGCUGAUGUAAACUGUGCCUGUGUCUCUCACUCGGGAAUCAAUCUUGUAACAGGCGAUGAUUUUGGCAUGGUCAAACUGUUUGACUUUCCAUGUCCUGAAAAAUUUGCAAAACACAAACGGUUUUUAGGUCACUCUGCCCAUUUAACUAAUAUUCGAUUUACAAGUGGAGACAGAUAUGUGGUCAGUGCUGGAGGGGAUGACUGCAGCUUAUUUGUUUGGAAAUGUGUACAUAUGCCUCAUUGA
This is a messenger RNA of Merops nubicus (carmine bee-eater), 1956 nucleotides long. RefSeq names its product echinoderm microtubule-associated protein-like 5. Gene Ontology annotation, molecular function: microtubule binding. The transcript is spliced from 15 exons. The record is from RefSeq and is a predicted model, not a curated record. Bases 1 to 1956 code for a protein of 651 amino acids. NCBI's taxonomy places the organism in Eukaryota, Metazoa, Chordata, Aves, Coraciiformes, Meropidae.